CCGCGCUCGGUCCGGUCGCUCCCUCCGCUCUGGGGCCCGCCCGCGGGGCCGGCCGCCUGUCAGAGGGAGGUGGCGAUGGUGCGCCCGGUGGCGGCGGCGGUUGCGGAGGCUUCCUUGGUCGGAUUGCAGCGAGGAGAAGAUGACGGACCAACCGACUGGCUGAAUGAAUGAAUGGCGGAGCCGAGCGCGCCAUGAGGAGCCUGCCGAGCCUGGGCGGCCUCGCCCUGUUGUGCUGCGCCGCCGCCGCGGCUGCCGCCGCCUCAGCCGCCUCGGCGGGGAAUGUCACCGGUGGCGGCGGGGCCGCGGGGCAGGUGGACGCGUCGCCGGGCCGCGGGCUGCGGGGAGAGCCCAGCCACCCUUUCCCUAGGGCGACGGCUCCCACGACCCAGGCCCCGAGGACCGGGCCCCCGCGCGCCACUGUCCACCGACCCCUGGCUGCGACUUCUCCAGCCCGGCCUCCGGAGACCACCCCUCCUCGGGCGACGGCCGGACCCGCUCCCACCACCUUUCAGACGCCGCUCGGCCCCUCGCCGACCACCCCUCUGGCGGCGGAACGCACUUCGACCACCUCUCAGGUGCGGACCAGAUCCGCGCCAACCACCCUUUCGUCGACCACUGGCCUGGCGCCGACCUCCCCGGUAGCGAUCACCGUCCCGGCGCCCAGCACUCCCCGGACCCCGACCCCCGUUCUCCCCGGCAGCAGCAGCAGCAGCAGCAGCAGCAGCAUCCCCACCCCACCUGCCACCGAGGCCCCCUCUUCGCCUCCUCCAGAAUAUGUAUGUAACUGCUCUGUGGUUGGAAGCCUGGAUGUGAAUCGCUGCAACCAGACCACAGGGCAGUGUGAGUGUCAGCCAGGUUAUCAGGGACUUCACUGUGAAACCUGCAAAGAGGGCUUUUACCCAAAUUACACUUCUGGACUUUGUCAGCCAUGUGACUGUAGUCCACAUGGAGCUCUCAGCAUACUGUGCAACAGUUCUGGGAAAUGCCAGUGCAAAGUGGGUGUCAUUGGCUCUACAUGUGACCGAUGCCAAGAUGGUUAUUAUGGCUUUAGUAAGAAUGGCUGCUUGCCCUGCCAAUGCAAUAAUCGGUCUGCCAGUUGUGAUGCCCUCACAGGUGCUUGUUUAAACUGCCAGGAAAAUAGCAAAGGAAAUCACUGUGAAGAAUGUAAAGAAGGAUUUUAUCAGAGUCCUGAUGCCACUAAAGAAUGUCUUCGCUGCCCUUGUUCAGCAGUGACAUCUACAGUCAGUUGCUCAAUAAAGUCCAAUGAAUCGGAACCUGAAUGUGACCAGUGUAAAGAUGGUUACAUAGGCCCGAACUGCAAUACAUGUGAAAAUGGCUAUUACAAUUUUGACAGCAUCUGUAGAAAGUGCCAAUGUCAUGGCCACGUGGACCCAGUUAAAACUCCAAAGAUUUGCAAGCCCGAGAGUGGUGAGUGCAUCAACUGCCUCCAUAACACCACUGGGUUUUGGUGUGAGAACUGCCUAGAAGGUUAUGUUCAAGACCUCGAGGGAAAUUGCAUCAAGAAAGAAGUUAUUGUUCCAACACCUGAAGGUUCUACCAUUUUGGUUUCCAAUGCCUCUUUGACCACAUCAGUGCCCACCCCUGUCAUAAAUAGUACUUUUACCCCUACAACCCUGCAGACUAUCUUUUCAGUAAGCACUUCUGAAAACAGCACUUCAGCUUUAGCUGAUGUAUCAUGGACCCAAUUUAACAUCAUCAUUUUGACAGUCAUCAUCAUUGUUGUGGUGCUGCUAAUGGGAUUUGUGGGGGCUGUAUAUAUGUACCGUGAGUACCAAAACCGGAAACUCAAUGCCCCCUUUUGGACCAUCGAGCUGAAAGAAGACAAUAUCAGUUUCAGCAGCUACCAUGACAGCAUUCCCAAUGCAGAUGUGUCAGGAUUGUUGGAAGAUGAUGUCAAUGAAGUGGCUCCCAAUGGGCAACUGACCCUGACGACUCCCAUACAUAACUACAAAGCCUAAGGAGCUAGAACUGUUUUCCUGAAUUGUUAAACCACAGUGCUUACUAAGACAGCAUCAGCCCCUGGGCCAGACAAAGCCUGGCUAGAGUUUGUUGAGAAAGCAAAGGCAAAUAGUGCAUCUGAAAUUUUCAGAUACAAAUUUGUAAUGUGCUUAGCCUAUCUAUUGCUCUUAGUUUUUCCAUGAAGAUCUGAAAUGUUCUCUGUCAUUAGGACUUGAAGUAAAGUAUAUUUUUGUACGAAACCACAUGGGAGUAUGGAAAGGCUGGACGCCACAGUGCAGCCCAAAUCCACUUUGACCUCCAGAUAGACUCCUGGGGAAGUGUUCACCAAGCCAGUGGUAACAAGAUGAUGGAUGUGGAGGGGGAAAGGACUGCUGGAAGACUUCAUCUCCAUUUCUGAAACUUUAAAAAAAAAAAAAAAACAACAGGGAUGAUACUCAUUUUGCUAUACAAAAGGACAUAAUUGAGGAAAAGCUGGUUUCUAGGCUGUAUCACAAUAAUCUUGAUUGUUUCUAGAGUAGGGGUAGAAAAGUCCCAAGAUCUUCUAAAGGGCUUGGUUUUUUCCUCCCAGGAUUCUUGCUCAGUGGUGAGAUAAGAGCACAGGAUGAGCUUCUAAUGGAGGAAGGCAGCACUGGGGAGCAGGAGGCUGAUGGUCCUCCUCAGGGUCUCAGUGUAAAUGACAAAUUGUCUAAAAAUAAGGAAGAUUCCUGCCUCUAGAGAAAUAAGUUGUACAUAGUUAAUGUAGCAUAUCUGGUCAACGUUGUAUUUGUAUCUAUUUGUAAAAAAAA
Messenger RNA from Saimiri boliviensis boliviensis (Bolivian squirrel monkey), 2765 nucleotides. It is a transcript of the gene MEGF9, whose product is annotated as multiple EGF like domains 9. Gene Ontology annotation, molecular function: extracellular matrix structural constituent. Gene Ontology annotation, biological process: camera-type eye development; axon guidance; blood vessel morphogenesis. Gene Ontology annotation, cellular component: basement membrane. The record is from RefSeq and is a predicted model, not a curated record. Lineage: Eukaryota; Metazoa; Chordata; Mammalia; Primates; Cebidae.